GGUGCCUUGUGGUCAUUGAUUUUGGAAACGCCUUGUGUGGUGCACUCAUUGAUUAAUUUUAUUUCUUGAAAGUCGCUUGGAAGGAUUUAAAAAAAAGCAAUGAUUAGAAAAUGUAAAAGCUUAUGUAUUUGCUUAUUGCUGUUGAUUACAAUAGUUGCAAGUUAUCCUAUGAAAAGAGAUGAUGAGGAUAAUAAGUUUGAGUACAACAAUGAAAAGCGAUACCCUAAUGGCACCGUUGUAGGAAAAUAUACGUAUAAAGACAAAGAAGGAAAUCCUAUAGACGUAAAAUAUUUUGCAGAUGAUUCUAGCUAUGGCGUUGAACUCAAAAGUGUUAAAAUUUUCGAUGCAAAUUCUGAUAAUAAAAUGCAAUUUAAGUUACCCAAACUCGAGAGUAUGAUAUCUACAACAGAUAAUAUAUUUCAACCACUAGAAGAGAUAAAUACAUUUAAUGAAUUAUUCAACAAGGAUUUUAGUAAAAAUAAGAGUUACAAUCCACUUGAAGUUCUCAAUAGAAAUCCAAAUAAAAUAAAUCGUUAUAAAGGCUCUCAUAAAGUCAAUGAUGAUUAUGAGAUAUUCUUAGAGAACGAUCUAAAGAACACAGAAAAAUGUAACAAAGAAAAAGUAAAAGUGUAUUUUGAUAAAAAUAAAAGGAAAACUCGGAAUGCGCCUUAUCAUUAUAAACCAUCUGACCAUUGUGAACGAUUUUGAUAGUUCCUUUUAAACAGGUUCCAUGUUAUUGAUUUUGUAUUAGCUUGUUGCAAUGAUUGUGAAUUAAA
This is a messenger RNA of Maniola jurtina (meadow brown), 776 nucleotides long. RefSeq lists its product as uncharacterized. The transcript has 3 exons. NCBI's taxonomy places the organism in Eukaryota, Metazoa, Arthropoda, Insecta, Lepidoptera, Nymphalidae. Bases 100 to 708 code for a protein of 202 amino acids. The record is from RefSeq and is a predicted model, not a curated record.